AUGAUGGGCCCGCAGAGGAAGAGAAAAGAUCGGGUCCCACCAGACUCGGGGUCAUCUAGACCUUCCCCGCAUCGUCCUCAGGAUACCUCACUAGGGCAGCACGACCGAAGCUUUGAUGGGAGCAACCGCAACAAUCGGGCAGGAGCAGGUGGCGGCGGUGGUGGGAACAGAAACCUCCGGAGAGAUAAUCGUCGCGACUCCUCUCAAUCUCAUAUUGCGCCUCCUCCAUCAUCAAGCGCUCCGGCUUCAAUAUCUCCAACCAUGGCUCGACCAUCGAGUGCCUCUUCGCAAACCCCUCUGCCUCCUUUGACGACAACCGUCACCCCAACACCAGCACCCCAGUCAGCACCCCCAUCUCCCAUUCUGGUUGAUGAGGAUUAUACCAUCGUCACCGACGACUGCAUUAGCAGAUGGAGCAAGGGCGCCCGCCAACAGAUCAUCGAGCAUGGUGUCCAAUCUCGCGAGGACGAGGAUCUUACCGAGGUCGCUUCCAUCUUCCAGGAGCUUGUCUGGUCAGUCAACACCGGCAGGCUACGCGGCGUCGACGCUGGCGGUGUCGUGAGGGAAAUCCUGGGGCCUGAGCCGUCGGAGGAGGAGCGCGAAGCUGGGGCUUUCGACCCGCAUACUUUGUUCUUGGACACAGUUGGCAGUUAUUCCGACACCCAGACGGACUCCGUACGACAGCAGUUUCAGGAUUUCAUGAUGGCUAGCGGGGUCUCUCUGUCCCUUAUGCGCGUCGAUCUUGACCCUUCAGUUCUGGCGCCUCUCGAGCUGGUUCGCGACACCUUUUUUAGAAUGAGUAUUCGCACCUCCACCAAUUUGCUCUACCGCCAGGCAAGUUACAACCUGUUGCGUGAGGAAACCGAGGGCUUCUCCAAGCUAGUGACGGAAAUCUUCACCACGUGUUCCAACGAGCCGGCCUCUUCGGAGGUUGUACAGGAUACUUUUAACAAGGUUAUGGGCCUUAUUGGGACCUUCGAUCUGAAUCCCGGCCGAGUUCUUGACAUUACAUUGGAUGUGUUUGCCGCCAUUCUCGUCAAGCAGUUCCGUUUCUUCAUCAAGUUUCUUCGCUUCAGCUCUUGGUGGCCGCGAAGCCAACUCACAUUGCCAACUGAUACCUACGUUGGCGGGCUUCCAUUAUGGGCCCACCCAGAUCACGAGAGUCCAUUUAACAGUGAGGAGGAGGAUGCGAUGGCGGCGGCCCAGCGUUUGCAACGAGAUAUCGCCUUCUGGGAGAGGGCCCGCCAAGUCAAACUCGACGCCUUCUUUGAACUGGGUGGUAGACAGCUUACUGCUGCCGACGAAGAACGACUGGCGAACGGCACUGCUGCAAAGAACGCAGAAUCCGAGAUUGAGCAGGAGUGGAUUAGGAUCACCAGAACACUUCCGCCUUGCGGUAACCGCGACGCCGCUCAGAUGCUUGGCUUCAAGUUGCGCUUUUACACGUCGGAUGCCAGAGACCCGGAAGAUACCCUUCCCGCCAACCUAUUGUACCUCACAGCACUCUUGAUCAAAGUGGGUUUCAUAUCCUUGACAGAUAUCUGGAACUUUAUAUGGCCCCGCGACGAGGAGAUGGAGGAAACUAGAGCCGAAAAAAUGAAGGAGCUGGAGGAGAAAGAAAGGGCUAAUCGCCCUGGCGCCGCCAAGAAUGCUCUGAUGAUGGCUGGUGCUCUACCGGAUGAGGGCCCCUCCGGCCAGCCCAUCAACUCUUCCCGCCGCGAUGCCGCUUCAAACAAGGCCGAUACGGAAAUGAAGGGUGCGGACUCUACGGAAGACAAGCCGAAGCUCCCCAAGCCUCAGGACCAAAAGCUUCAUCUUCUCCAUUGUCUUCUUAUCAUCGGUGCUCUUCCAGAGGCGCUUUUUAUGAUUGGACGACACGACUGGGUUCUUGAGGCCGAUCCGGAAACCGUGACCUUGCUUCACCGAAUCCUUAGACACUCUAUCGAUGUUGUCUACAACCAAAGCCGCCCGACGGCAGCGGCGUCAACCGACUGCCCCCCCAAAGCAAUGCCUGACAUGGAUCAGAGUGGUGUGACCAAAGGCAGUAUCAGGGUCAGCACGGCACCUCCUAAGCGUCCCUUGAAAUGGCCUCACGUCGACAAGAAUGAUCACGACGGCUCCAACUACCGGUUCUAUUGGGACGAGUGGGCUGAUAACGUCCCUGUUUGUCAGACAGUCGACGACCUGUUUACCCUCUUCGAUACCCUGAUGAAUGUGGUGGGCGUCAACAUCGGCCUGGAUGCUGAUCUGAUGGCCAAACUUAGCAGCAUCGGCACUAAGAGUCUUGCAGAUGAUCAAUCGCCAGAAAAUGUCAGCCGGUGGCUUGAUAUUCUCAAACGUCUCUUGGUGCCAGCGCUGAGCCUGGGGGAAACCAACACUUCGGUGGCUGACAGUGUGUGGAACCUUCUCAAGCAAUAUCCCAUCAGCAUUCGGUACAACAUCUAUGCCGAGUGGUACCAAGGGUCUAUUUCUCGACUAGAACCCAUUCGAAAGGCUUUUGCAAAGACCAGAUUGGAGACACUCAGCAUUCUCAAGCGGUUGUCGCUCACCAACAUUCCGGAAAUGGCCAAGAGCCUGGCCAAGAUUGCUUAUCCAUCCCCAGGAAUCGUCUGCAAAGUCUCACUCUCCCAAAUCGAAUCCUACAGCAACUUCAUCGAGGCUUUUGUCGAAUGCACCAAGUACUUUACGGAUCUUGGAUAUGACGUCUUGGUCUGGUCGGUUCUGAGCUCUCUCGGUGGCCAACAGAGAAGUCGUACUCAGGAGGACUCAGUUCUGCUCACGAGCAGAUGGUUACAAGCGCUGUCCAAGUUUUCCGGCAGAGUCUUUCAGCGCUAUGCCAAUGUUGACUCGUCCCCAAUCCUUCGAUAUGUUCACAACCAACUCCUCCAAGGAAACUCGACUGAUCUCGUCAUUUUGAAGGAGCUGGUUGUGUCAAUGGGCGGUGUCGUGUCCGACCUUGACUUCACAGAUGCCCAGUUGCACGCUAUGACGGGUGGCGAGUUACUUCGGCGUGAGACUCUGAUCAAUCUCGGCGACAAGCGGGCGGCGUCUACUCGCAGCGCUGAGCGUCUCAUGAGGGCGUUGACGAGCUCCAAGUUAGCAGGCCAACUUCUCAUCAACAUCGCUCAGUACCGGCAGAACGCCAUCUAUGCUGAGGAAGGCGGUGCACGUAUCAAAUACUUGGCCACAGUCGUUGACGACACCCAUCAGAUUCUCCUCCAGUAUCUCGAUCUACUGAAGAGCAACCUAGAUGCCGUCACCUUCAACAAUCUCGUUCCUGACAUCCUCCAGCUCAUGCGGGACUUUGGCUUGGAGGCCAACCUUGCCUUUUUGAUUCGACGGUCCAGCAUUCGCUGGGAAGUGAAGGGCACCGCCAACUCAACCGAGCUCGCCAAGGUCGCUGCGGACGGGGAUGGUGAUGUUGCAAUGGAUGCGGCUGAUGAGAACGGGGCCUCUGGCUCAGAUGGCGCUGAGAAUGGCUCGCCCAAACCCCCCGAGAACCGUGUGCCAGAGUCUUUAGCUGAGGCCCUCGCGCCACUCAUCGAAGAGAUACCCAGUGUGCUCCCACAACAAGAUUGGCGAUACAUCAGCCCAUCGUUCUACGUCUUCUUCUGGUCACUCCACCUAGGCAACCUACUCUUCCCCCAGGAAAGUUACCAAGUGGAGAAUAGCAGACUCAUCAAGCAGGCAGAAGAAGUCAUGAGGGACAGAACGGACAUGACUCGGCACGGGAUGAACAAGAAGACCCAGAAACGGAACGAGAUCUUGGAUCGCCAAAAGCUUCUCUUGAAGGAGAUGAACGAAGGCCUCACCCGUUUCUCCAAAGCUAGAGUCCACCUCGGCAGACAAGUCGACAGCUGGUUUCCAGCACCCAUCACCAAGGCUGAUGCAGCAUCGGACGCGCUUCUCGAGGAGUGCAUCUUACCCCGUUUGCACCUCUCACCGUUGGAUGCCGAAUUCUGCUUCAGACUGGUCAAGUUUUUGCACGAGUUCUCUACUUCAAACUUCAAGCUCAUGUCACUCUACGAUCGACUCUUCAACCACAACCGUCUCCGGGCCAUCAUCUUCACCUGCACCGUCCGCGAAGCUGAACAUGUUGGCCGGUUCUUGAAGCUCAUCCUUGGCGACUUGUCCAAGUGGCAUGGUGAUAAGAAUGCUUACGAAAAGGAGGCCCUGGGCCUGAAGGAGGUUAGCAAAACUCGCCAGUACCUUGGUUUUGCAACCGCUUUCGACGCGGAUGGAAAGCCAACCGAGUUUGUCGAGCAUGAUGCAUUCAAAGAUCUGCUGUUCAAAUGGCACAAGGAACUGAACACCGCCUUGAGAUCUUGCCUGAAUGGCAUGGAAUGGAUGCAUAUUCGAAAUGCCAUCACCGUUCUCAAGUCCGUCAUUGAUUACUUCCCCGCCAUCAACUUCAUGGCCGACAAAUUUCUUGAGCAGCUCAAGACCAUCACUGAACGUGAAGCUGCUUCCAAGAAUGCAUCCGAAUCCGAAAUGGGCCACCGUGUCGAUCUUUCUGUCACCGCGCAGACUGCCUACUCCGAACUACAGAAGAGAAAGUCGAAAUGGAUCCUUGUUCAGGCAUUCAGGCCAGGCGCUAAGGGCGAUUCGACACCAACGCCUGGGCUCCGUGGCUCCGCAACAGAAUUCAAGCCAGCCGGCUCUCGCGCGCACCAAGCUGAAGUUGAAGACGGCGAAGUUACCAAGGACGGAGCAGGCAAGAAGAAGAGUGAUUCAAGGGCAAGGGAUGAAAAGCACAUCCUGCCGAAACCCCCGCCCCCGCGGGAACCUCUGCGAGAGUCUAAUGGACCUGGUCAGAGGGUGGGCCCAGCCAACGGCCCAUCUGGAAAGCCGAACAGUUCUCGAUCGAACCCAACCGGGCCAGCAUCUUCUGGUGGCCGCCCUGAACGGCAUGAGCGACAUGAGCGUCCGGAGCGGCCGGAACCACCCAAGUUCUCAACCCUCCCACCAGUUGGUCAUGGCCUACCAAACAAACCAGAUCUUCCGGCUAGGCCCGAGCCUGCUUUCUCAAGAGGCGCCAACGAUAGGUUUGGAGCGACGCGUCACGAUAGGCGUGAGCCUCCAGCUCGCGACGCCCGUGAUUUCAGCAGGGACAGUCGCGACUCUCGUGAUUCUCGGGAGCUGAGAGAAGCCAGGGAUUCACGGGACGCCCAUCCAGCACACCCACCCCUUCCUUCUCACCCAUCGCACGCACGUGAUGCCCGUGAUCCUCGCGAUCCCCAUGGUCCUCGUGAGGCUAGAGAUUUCCGCGCUCCAGAAGUUCCACGCUCAGAGCGGCCUCGCGACUUUUCAUCUGAUCGACGAGCCACUGAUGCUGGUCCGCGGGACCCUGCUCGCGCUUCAGAGAGGGACUGGUCAACCCGCAGUGAACUGCCCCCUCGAUGGAAUGAGCACGGUGCGCCCGCUGACAGAGACGCCCGUGGUCCUCGUGACCGGGCGCCACAUGCUUCCGGUCGACAUGAUCCAAGAGGACCUAGAGAACCACCGGUGGGACAAUCUCCUCAGACCAGUUCGGCAUCGAAUGCGUCCCAAGAUCCGCCCACUCAUCCAGAUCGUGCUCGUGCUAUUGCGGAUGCCGAUCGGCCCGACAUCAUCAAUCCAGCUAGAGCCGCGCUCAUCAACGACAGCAGAGAUGCGCCUCCUCGUUCGGGUCAUAGAGAUCAGCUCCGCGAUCGGCCUGGUCGGACUGAAUCGCCGAGACGAACAGAUCACUCCGCGGCGAAUGCAGCACAGCCGGACAACUCGCGGGAUGAGCGACAUGGGCGUCACCGUCACUCGGAUCAUCAUAAUACGAGCCGGGAAGGUCGUCCAGACAGCUUACCAUCGCAUCCCCGUCAGGAUCGCACUCAAGAUCAUGGCUCCUCACACUCCCGUCCGGAUCGCAACACAGAUCACACUCAGCCUCAUGGACGCCAGGAUCGCAACAUUGAAAAUGUCCCGUCCCAGCCUCGCCAGGAUCGGAAUAUCGACAAUGCGCCAUCACAGCCCCGCUCGGACCGCAAUGCUGAGCGCGAUGACAGAACGGCGGGGUCUAGGGAUGCUUCAUUUGGUGGCCCGCCGCGCUCGGAUCCGGACCAUGGUAGAUUGAACCAGCAGGAUCCCAACUACGGCCGGCUCCAACCCAUCCAGUCGGUGGUUGACAUGCCUACCGGAGCUCCCCCGUCCGGACCCAGAGGUAGAGGUGGUAGAAACACAAACAGAAUGGGUCCUGCCAACGGGGUGUCUAUGCGUCCCGAUACUAGGCCUUCUGUGCCAGAGUCAGUUCGCCCCGCGUCGCCUGAGCGUCAAGUGCCUACUGGGCCCGCGGCAGGCCGGCAGCGGCAGCAACAGCGCGGUAACCAGUUUGAGAAAACCAACUCGCCCACUGUUCCUACAGCGCCUGCGGCAGGUGUUCAUCCAGAUAGAAUGCGGCAUAUCAACAAUCAGCAAGCGCCCAGCGCACCCUCCCCGCCUCCUGGACCACCCACUGGCCCGUCUGGUAUCCACCCAGAUCGUCUGAACCAGAUCUCGGGUACUCCUUCCGGCACCGCAUCUCACUCAAGGCCACCGAUCAACACACCUGAUCGGCCAUCCAUGUCGGCACCGAACACGGGGUCAAGGCAGGCACCUCCACCCCUGAACACGGACUUUGCCACGCCUACCGGCCCAGCAGCGUCUAACGACCGCAUGAGGUCCGGUGGGAGACAGCUUAGGAACAUCCAAAACAUGAUUGACAAGACGUCUAUGGAGAACAACCGCGGUCCUGGACUGCGGAUGAGUCGCUCUCGUCCUAACUUGGCGGGUUCAGACGCGCAGAUUCUCGCUGGUUCUUCUCCUGUCACGACUCCUGUUCAGGAACGCCCCGAGCCAUUCCCGCGGGAUUCUGGACGCCGUGAUGUGAAUGUCGACCGUGCUCCAGCUGCACCUGUUCCUAUUCAGGUGGUAGGAGACAGCCGGUCGAAUGGAGACGACUAUGGAUCAAGCCGUAACGAGCACGACAGGAGUCGCCGGGAACAUAGGAGUGAUCGCAGCAACCGGCCAUCUAGGACUAGCAGUCGAGAGCGCAAUUCCGACCGUGACCGCGACGCCAAGGAGCCACGGGACUACAACCACAGGCGAUCAGGCGUUUCUUCAUCCGGCGUCCCGAGUGCUGGCCGUGAUGACAGGGAUCCGAAUGCUCCCCGCCGCUCCGGCCGUGAAUCUCUUCCGGGUGGUGGGGGAAGGGACAUGCCGCCAGCUGGACCGCGCGAGCCUACUCAUCGUGGCAGCAAUCGCAGUGAUGGCAAUGCUGGUCCACGGAGCGAUGCGGUACAGCCUGGAAGGAAUGAUGGGCAUGGUGGUGGUGGUCAGGACUACGGCUCCGGUCGGACAGGCCCUCCACGCGGAGGCAUGCCGCAGCCCAGGGACUCAAGAGGGCCUCCCAGGCAGCCCAGCGACCAGCAUGGUGAUGGACGGAAUGGGGGGAAUGAUAGGAAGCGGAGGAGCGAAGGGUUGGACUCUGGGAAUCAUCAGGACAAGCGGCCACGUCGGAGUUAGCAACACAGGUAUGGUCAAGGUCCGAACGAUAGGAGGAUUCAGUGAGGUGGCCAAAGAGAUUUAACGGGGUUGGUUAUGGAGGAAUUUGUGAAGGGGGAAGAAGAAGAUUUGACCAAGGAAGCAAAAGUGAGGAUUUUUGUGUUGGGACGGGAUCAUGAAUGGUCAUUGGUCAUCACGUCAUAUUUUCAUCUGGUCAGUCGACGUCUACUCCAUACCAUUUUUUGUGAUUUGGAAGGAAGGAAAGAGUGGUUGUUUUCUUUUAUACCGGACGGACUCGACCUUCUUCGACAGCGAAAUUGUUUCAUUGAAUGUUUUAUUACCUACCUACUACCUACCUACCUUUUCUCCCAACGACCAGAAAAAGUCAGACGAGAUUGCGAAAGCGAGAGAGGAAAGGCAGGGGAGAAAUUAUAAUUGUACCAACAUCAAACCAAAACCAAAACCCUUGUGCCAACCCCCCCACCCCCCUCCCCGAAACCUACGAACCUACGUGUGCGGUGCGAUACAGCAAAAGUUACGACUGCGUCUUCUCUACUACUUUACGAUUUUGAGAUACCCGGUGACGGAGUUGCCAUCACUAUUCUUGUUUAUAUAUUUGUAUUUGUUUGCUAGAGCGCUAUGCAUUGGUAGACACGAAUAUUCGGUAGAUAUGCUAUCCCCAACAUAUGAAAAAGGGGUAUAGGCGUUUAAAAAUCUUGAUAUGAUGGGAAGUGUUUGUGGAAAAUUUAAGUUGGGAGGACAGGUCAAGGUUGAGGGAUAUAGCGUGUUUUGUUUCAGCAGGGAUAUGGUAAGGGGAGCUCUUGCUUGAUCAGGUAGCGUCUGGGGAAUAAAAGAGGAGUUUACGAGUAGAUCACUUGUAUUUGUGAGGAGUAUCAAAGGUGUCUAGAAUCGUGUCAGCGGAAUGACCAGGCUUGCUGGUUAUUGCGGCAGGCGAGGGAGGUGGGAGAUCUGAGCUUGAUGACAGAUCUCGAGUGGCUCUUGAAGUCUUGGUGAUUGAUGAAGUCGGAAGAUGGAGUGAGGUAAUGUGUUAUUGUGGUAAUAUGGUAGUGUGUUAAUGUGGUAAAGGGGUGAUGUGAUGUUAUGUUAAUGUGCUAAUGUGCUAAUGUGCAAAAGUGGCAUUGUGUCAAAGGGAAAGCAAAACAGAGACAGUGUACAAAGCUUUAGAAGCCGCUCUGGGACGGCUGGAAUUGUUGGCUUUUAUUUGGUAUUACAGCAGACUCUGGCAUGUCUGAUAAUCUCAGAACUGGCGAUGCCGUUGCUGGCAUUGCCGUCUCUCAGUGAACAUCGCUCCUUCCACUCUAGAGUACCUUUCCUUAUACCAUCACUCCUUAUCAAUCUGUCAGUAUUUGUCCAUCUCAUCGUUCUUUCCCAACCACGUCACCCCUGCCCAUCUUGACUCCUCCUUCUUCCCCA
This is a messenger RNA of Podospora bellae-mahoneyi, 8946 nucleotides long. It is a transcript of the gene RLR1, whose product is annotated as THO2 plays a role in transcriptional elongation. Gene Ontology annotation, cellular component: THO complex part of transcription export complex. Gene Ontology annotation, molecular function: mRNA binding. The coding region runs from base 1 to 7533 and encodes 2510 amino acids. Gene Ontology annotation, biological process: mRNA export from nucleus; mRNA processing. NCBI's taxonomy places the organism in Eukaryota, Fungi, Ascomycota, Sordariomycetes, Sordariales, Podosporaceae. The record is from RefSeq and is a predicted model, not a curated record. The transcript has 2 exons.